This is a messenger RNA of Lactuca saligna, 2308 nucleotides long. The record is from the annotation of a GenBank genome assembly. NCBI's taxonomy places the organism in Eukaryota, Viridiplantae, Streptophyta, Magnoliopsida, Asterales, Asteraceae.
AGCAUAUUCAAAAUUGGAAGUCCUUACUUGAGGAAUUGAGGUUAUUUUUUGCAAUUCACCUAUUUGACAUCGAAAAGGCGGGGAACAGCAAACCAGUUAUCAAGAACGACCUAUUCGGCGACCAUCAGUUAGCUUACGCCUUAUGGAAAUCGACGAUGAAAUGAUCAAAUCUAAAGGGGAAGAAGAAGAUAAGAAAAAGCCCAUAGUGGUAAUACUAGUCGGCGCACCUGGAAGUGGCAAAUCGACCUUCUGUGAUCACGUUAUGCGGGUUUCUACCCGACCCUGGGUCCGCGUUUGUCAGGACACAAUUGGGAAUGGCAAAGCUGGAACAAAAGCACAAUGUCUAGCUCUCUCCAACACCUCGUUAAAACAAGGAAAAAACAUACUAAUCGACAGGUGUAAUCUUGAUAAAGAACAACGUGCAGAUUUUGUCAACCUUAAAAACUCUCAUCAAGUAGACAUACACGCCAUUGUUCUUGAUCUUCCUGCAAAGCUUUGUAUCUCUCGAUGUAUAAAUCGAACUGGACAUGAAGGAAACUUACAAGGUGGAAGAGCUGCAGCUGUGGUCAAUCGUAUGCUUCAAAAGAAAGAAUCACCCAAAAUCAAUGAAGGGUUUACACGAAUAACAUUUUGUUACAAUGAAAACGAUGUUCAAUCUGCCAUGGAUACUUAUGGAUCACUUUCUUCCAUAAAUACCCUUCCAUCCGGCUGUUUUGGAGAGAAAAAGACAGAUUCUAAAGUCCAAGUUGGUAUUAUGAAGUUCUUGAAAAGAGUAGAUGCUCCAAGUAAACUAGCAUCUGACAAAACUGACAAAACUGAAAAAACUGACAAAACUACCCCUGGGACAUCAAAUGAUAAUACCACUCAAGAAAACCAUCCUGUUAAUGAAGUUGAGACAGUUGAGGAAUUUGUGAACAAGAUUGGAAAUGGGAGGCUUGUUUUGGUGGAUUUGUCUCAUGGAUCAAAGAUAUUGUCUUUGGUGAAAACUAAAGCUGCUAAGAAGAAUAUCGACUCAAAAAAGUUUUUUACUUUUGUGGGAGAUAUUACAAAGCUUCAAUCAGGAGGCUUAAAGUGCAAUGUGAUAGCUAAUGCUGCAAACUGGAGACUAAAACCUGGUGGUGGGGGUGUAAAUGCUGCCAUAUUUGAUGCUGCGGGACCCGAUUUAGAUACUGCAACUAAACAACGAGCUGGAUCUCUUACCCCUGGAAAAGCAAUCACUAUCCCUCUUCCUUCAACAUCUCCUUUGUUUUCUAAAGAAGGUGUGACACAUGUCAUACAUGUUCUUGGGCCAAAUAUGAAUCAAAAAAGACCAAAUUGCCUCAAAGAUGACUAUCAAAAGGGAUGUAGAGUUCUUAAGGAGGCUUACGUGUCUCUUUUUGGAAACUUUGAAUCUAUUGUGAGAAAUCAAGAGAAAUUAUGUAAGCAUUUUGAUGGUGUUUUGAAUAGUGGUGUUGAGAAGGUUAGGAGAGAGGAUGAUGAAGUUUGUGGCACUGAGAAAAACAAGAAAUUUAAAGGUUUUGUCGAAGAAAAGGAGAUGGGUGGAAAGGUGAAUAAGGAUUGGGGUUCGUGGGCUCAAGCACUUUAUAAAAUCGCUAUGAAUCCUGAGAAACAUGGGAAUGAUGUUAUUGAAAUAUUGGAUGAUGUUGUGGUUUUGAAUGAUGUUUACCCAAAGGCACAAAAGCAUGUUUUGGUGGUUACUCGAGUUAAAGGUCUUGAGAGUCUUUCAGAUGUAGGUGAGGAACACCUUCCUAUAUUAAGAACAAUGCAUGAUGUGGGUUUGAAGUGGGCUCAAACAUUUUUAAAGGAAAAUGAAUCAUUGGUAUUUCGCCUUGGAUACCAUUCGGCGCCUUCAAUGAGACAACUACACCUUCAUGUGAUAAGUCAAGAUUUUGACUCCAAACAUCUCAAGAACAAGAAGCAUUGGAACUCAUUCAAUUCUUCAUUUUUUCGGGAUUCGGUGGAUGUGAUUGAAGAAGUGAGGGAAGAGGGGAAACCUAAAUUAAACGAUGAUGAGAAAUUCAUGUCGAUGGAGUUGAGAUGCAACCGGUGUAGAAGCGCACACCCUAACAUUCCUCGCCUCAAAUCACAUAUUGCUAUUUGUAAAUCACCCUUUCCUGAAAAUUUAUUGCAAAAUGGUCGCUUGUUGCAUGCUCCUACAAAAGUGUAAUCUCCUUACCCCAAGUUUUGUGUUAAAACUUGUACUUGAACUUGUUCAAAGUUCUUUUUUCCUACUUAUGGUAGAUGUAUGAGGAAAGAUUUGCAUGAUGUGCUUAGUUCAAGUUUAAAUAUUAUGACACUUUUGCAUGCC